Penicillium macrosclerotiorum is the source of this 747-nucleotide messenger RNA. RefSeq lists its product as uncharacterized. Lineage: Eukaryota; Fungi; Ascomycota; Eurotiomycetes; Eurotiales; Aspergillaceae. Gene Ontology annotation, cellular component: cytoplasm; nucleus. Bases 1 to 747 code for a protein of 248 amino acids. The transcript is spliced from 3 exons. The record is from RefSeq and is a predicted model, not a curated record.
AUGAAGUUUCUAUGCUUACCCGGGGGCUUUUGCACUGCAAAGGCUUUCCAAACUCAACUCGGGCCAUUCUGCGACGCUCUGAAGUCAACUGGAGACGCUAGUUUUUUCUUCACACAGGGAACGAAUCGAGUUCACUUGCCACAGGAAUAUGGGGGGUUUUUCGGGCCACCACCCCAUUAUACCUUCUUGGAAGUCGAUAACCCGGAAUCCAUCAAGUUCAAUCUAUGCGACUUCCCUAAGCGCAACACCCCGGAGGCAUCAAUGAGAUCCGCUUUAGACAUGGCCAAUCAGCCCACCUUCUCCAGCAUUCGGGCCGCCUUGGAGCGAUUGAUUGACAUUUUAGACAGUGAGGGUGAUAUCGAGGGGAUCAUCGGCUAUUCCGAGGGUGCCAAGGUAGCCGCCUCGUUGCUCAUGGAAGAAGAAAAGAGACGAAAAGCGACUGGUCGGAUACCUCGCCUCAAAUACGCCAUCUUCGUCUGCGGAUGGCCGCCAAUGGACACGGUUACCGGUGCGCAUCUGCUCAUUGAUGAUAUCGCCGACGAUGAGAUUAUCAACAUUCCCACAUGCCACGUUGUGGGUGCCGCCGACCCGUUCAUCGAUGCGUCAAUGGCGUUGUACAAUAUGUGCGAUCCCGACACCGCAGAUCUCUUCGAUCACGGCGGCGGUCAUGUCGUUCCCCGGGGAAAGCGAGCGGUCGAUGAUCUGGCAGUUAUUGUCCGAGGUAUUAUCGAGUCUAUCACAGUCUAA